AUGAUCCAGUCCAGUUUAGAUAGUAAUAUCUAUGAUCCAGUCCAGUUUAGAUAGUAAUAUCUAUGAUCCAGUCCAGUUUAGAUAGUAAUAUCUAUGAUCCAGUCUUAUAUCUAUGCUUCAUUUCUAUGUGUAUGUUGUAGAUCCCACCUGGAAGGGGAGAUGGCUCCAUGGAAGCGGAUACACAUGACCCUCCAGGAGCUGAUAGCCUGGCUGCACAUGAAGACUGACCUGCUGGAGCAGGAACCCCCUGUAGGGGGCGACAUCCCCGCUGUGCAACAACAGCUGGACACACACAGGGUGAGAGAGGAAGACUGGCUGGCUGGGUGGUUAGCUGGUUGGUUGGGUGGUUAGCUGGUUGGUUGGGUGUGUGAUCCACUAGUUGGUUGGUUGAUAGACUAAUUGAUGCGUCAGAAAUCAUUAUAUCUGAUUUAUAACGGCAUAAGUUGUUCAGUGAGCAGAUGAGCCAUACUGCAAGUUCACUGCAUUAUGCAGAUGUUAGGACUACACAAUAUUGGAAUGUUUUUGUAAUGUAUCAUCAUACUCCUAAUGAGGAUAUCAUGCAACAUCAUUAAUAACUGAUGACAGUACCCUGCAACAUCAUUAAUAACUGAUGACAGUACCCUGCAACAUCAUUAAUAACUGAUGACAGUACCCUGCAACAUCAUUAAGAACUGAUGACAGUACCCUGCAACAUCAUUAAGAACUGAUGACAGUACCCUGCAACAUCAUUAAGAACUGAUGACAGUACCCUGCAACAUCAUUAAGAACUGAUGACAGUACCCUGCAACAUCAUUAAGAACUGAUGACAGUACCCUGCAACAUCAUUAAGAACUGAUGAGAGUACUCUGUAACAUCAAUAAGAACUGAUGACAGUACUUGCAAUAUCAUUAAGAACUGAUGACAGUACUCUGCAACAUCAUUAAGAACUGAUGACAGUACUCUGCAACAUCAUUAAGAACUGAGGACAGUACCCUGCAACAUCAUUAAGAACUGAUGACAGUACCCUGCAACAUCAUUAAGAACUGAUGAGAGUACUCUGUAACAUCAUUAAGAACUGAUGACAGUACUUGCAAUAUCAUUAAGAACUGAUGACAGUACUCUGCAACAUCAUUAAGAACUGAUGACAGUACUUGCAAUAUCAUUAAGAACUGAUGGCAGUACUCUGCAAUAUCAUUAAGAACUGAUGACAGUACUCUGCAACAUCAUUAAGAACUGAUGACAGUACUCUGCAAUAUCAUUAAGAACUGAUGACAGUACCCUGCAACAUCAUUAAGAACUGAUGAGAGUACUCUGUAACAUCAUUAAGAACUGAUGACAGUACUUGCAAUAUCAUUAAGAACUGAUGACAGUAUUCUGCAACAUCAUUAAGAACUGAUGACAGUACUUGCAAUAUCAUUAAGAACCGAUGGCAGUACUCUGCAAUAUCAUUAAGAACUGAUGACAGUACUCUGCAACAUCAUUAAUAACUGAUGACAGUACUCUGCAAUAUCAUUAAGAACUGAUGACAGUACCAUGCAACUUCAUUAAGAACUGAUGGCAGUACUCUGCAACAUCAUUAAGAACUGAUGACAGUAUUCUGCAAUAUCUUUAAGAACUUAUGACAGUACCAUGCAACUUCAUUAAGAACUGAUGGCAGUACUCUGCAACAUCAUUAAGAACUGAUGACAGUAUUCUGCAACAUCAUUAAGAACUGAUGACAGUACCAUUCAACAUCAUUAAGAACUGAUGACAGUACUCUGUAACAUCAUUAAGAACUGAUGACAGUACUUGCAACAUCAUUAAGAACUGAUGACAGUAUUCUGCAACAUCAUUAAGAACUGAUGACAGUAUUCUGCAACAUCAUUAAGAACUGAUGACAGUAUUCUCAACAUCAUGAAGAACUGAAUGUAAAGAAUGAAUGAGAAGUUCAUCUUGUCUGCAGCCAGGUCUGCUAUGUAUGUGGUCAGUCCAAUUAUAGUGGAUGUUGUAGUGAUAUAAUCUUGUUGACUGGGAUUCCUUUCAUGUGUUGUUCUGAUGCUGGUGUUGUCAUGGAGCCUGUGCUUCACACAGUGUGUAGGUGUGUGUGUUUUUACACUAACUCUCCUGCACUGACUCUAUACAGACACACUGGACUCUACCCACACACUCACACACACAUACACACACAAACAUAAACUUGUUUUUUGCUCUAACUCUCCUGCACUGACUCUAUACAGACACACUGGACUCUACCCACACACUCACACACACACACACUACAUACGCCCACACACACAUAACAUGCACCCACAUUUGAUCUUAUCUUUAACUCUGCAUUGUUGGAAAAGGACCAGUAAGUCAGCAUUUCACUGUUAGUCUACUGUUGUUUACCAAACAUGUGACAAAUAACAUUUGAUUUGAUUUGUGUGUGUGUUACAGAGCUUCAGGAGAGAUCUGAGGGCCAAGGGCCCGGUGGUUAACGGCGCUCUGGACCAGGUCCAGAUCUUCCUGUCUGAACUGCCUGCUGAGAGGGAUCCACAGCCUGACCAAAGAGGUGAGUAGGACACACUGUUAGCCCGCUGAACUAAAGCCUAGGUAUUCAUUCAUGGACUUAACACGAGUCUAAGACAAGGUUACACACUGGUAUACACAAACAGAUACACUCCUCAUACUCAUGGACACCGACACUCAUUUUUACCCACUUAUAAUCCACGUGCGUCCGCUCAUGUAACUGACAACAUACAGUGCCGUGAAAAAAGGAUUUGCACCCUUUCUAAUUUUCUCCACUUUUGCAUAUUUUUGAUACUGAAUGUUAUCAGAUCUUCAACCAAAACCUAAUAUUAGAUAAAGGGAACAUAAGUGAACAAAUAACACAACAAUUACAGUGAGGGAAAAAAGUAUUUGAUCCCCUGCUGAUUUUGUAUGUUUGCCCACUGACAAAGAAAUGAUCAGUCUACAAUUUUAAUGGUAGGUUUAUUUGAACAGUGAGAGACAGAAUAACAACAAAAGAAUCCAGAAAAACGCAUGUCAAAAAUGUUAUAAAUUGAUUUGCAUUUUAAUGAGGGAAAUAAGUAUUUGACCCCCUCUCAAUCAGAAACUUUUCUGGCUCCCAGGUGUCUUUUAUACAGGUAACGAGCUGAGAUUAGGAGCACACACUUAAAGGGAGUGCUCCUAAUCUCAGCAUGUUACCUGUAUAAAAGACACCUGUCCACAGAAGCAAUCAAUCAAUCAGAUUCCAAACUCUCCACCAUGGCCAAGACCAAAGAGCUAUCCAAGGAUGUCAGGGACAAGAUUGUAGACCUACAUAAGGCUGGAAUGGGCUACAAGACCAUCGCCAAGCAGCUUGGUGAGAAGGUGACAACAGUUGGUGCAAUUAUUUGCAAAUGGAAGAAACACAAAAUAACUGUCAAUCUCCCUCGGCCUGGGGAUCCAUGCAAGAUCUCACCUCGUGGAGUUGCAAUGGUCAUGAGAACGGUGAGGAAUCAGCCUAGAACUACACGGGAGGAUCUUGUCAAUGAUCUCAAGGCAGCUGGGACCAUAGUCACCGAGAAAACAAUUGGUAACACACUAGCGCCCGCAAGGUCCCCCUGCUCAAGAAAGCACAUAUACAGGGCCGUCUGAAGUUUGCCAAUGAACAUCUGAAUGAUUCAGAGGAGAACUCACCGUCAAACAUGGAGGUGGAAACAUUAUGCUUUGGGGGUGUUUUUCUGCUAAGGGGACAGGACAACUUCACUGCAUCAAAUGGACGAUGGACGGGGCCAUGUACCGUCAAAUCCUUCCCUCAGCCAGGGCAUUGAAAAUGGGUCGUGGAUGGGUAUUCCAGCAUGACAAUGACCCAAAACACACGGCCAACGCAACAAAGGAGUGGCUCAAGAAGAAGCACAUUAAGGUCCUGGAGUGGCCUAGCCAGUCUCCAGACCUUAAUCCCAUAGAAAAUCUGUCGAGGGAGCUGAAGGUUCGAGUUGCCAAACGUCAGCCUCGAAACCUUAAUGACUUGGAGAAGAUAUGCAAAGAGGAGUGCAACAAAAUCCCUCCUGAGAUGUGUGCAAACCUGGUGACCAACUACAAGAAACGUCUGACCUCUGUGAUUGCCAACAAGGGUUUUGCCACCAAGUACUAUGUCAUGUUUUGCAGAGGGGUCAAAUACUAAUUUCCCUAAUUAAAAUGCAAAUCAAUGUAUAACAUUUUUGACAUGCAUUUUUCUGGAUUUUGUUGUUGUUAUUCUGUCUCUCACUGUUCUAAUAAACCUACCAUUAAAGUGAUAGACUGAUCAUUUCUUUGUCAGUGGGCAAACGUACAAAAUCAGCAGGGGAUCAAAUACUUUUUUCCCUCACUGUACAUACUUAUUUCAUUUAUUUCAUAAACAAAGUUAUGCAACACCCAAUGCCCCUUUAUGAAAAAGUAAUUGCCCCCUUACAUUCAAUAACUGGUUGUGCCACCUUUAGCUGCAAUGACUCCAACAAAACACUUGCUGUAGUUGUUGAUCAGUCUCUCACUUUGCUAUUGGGAUGCUUUGCUGCCUCAGGACCUGGACAACUUGCCUUAAUAGAAGGAACCAUGAAUUCUGCUCUGUAUCAGAGAAUUCUACAGGAGAAUGUCAGGCCAUCCGUCUGUGAGCUGAAGCGCAGCUGGGUCAUGCAGCAAGACAAUGAUCCAAAACACACAAUCAGGUUUACAUGAAAAUGUAUAAAAAACAACAAAUUUGAAGUUUUGGGAUGACCUAGUCAAAGUCCAGACCUAAUCCCAAUUGAGGUGUUGUGGCAGGACUUGAAAUGAGCCGUUCAUGCUUGAAAACCCACUAAUGUCGCUGAGUUAAAGCGGUUCUGCAUUUAAGAGUGGGCCAAAAUUCCUCCACAGCGACGUGAGAGACUGAUCAACAACUACAAGAAGCGUUUGGUUGGAGUCAUUGCAGCUAAAGGUGGCACAACCAGUUAUUGAGUGUAAAGGGGCAAUUACUUUUUCACACAUGGGAAUUGGGUGUUUUUUGUUACUUGUAAACUCAGGUUCCCUUUAUCUAAUAUUAGGUUUUGGUUGAAGAUCUGAUAACAUUCAGUAUAGAAAAUAUGCAAAGGUAGGGAAAAUCAGAAAGGGGGCAAAUCCUUUUUCCCAGCCCUGUAUCUCAGCUGACUGACAUGUUUCCCUGAGUGUGCAGAACUGGACUAUCCAUCAUCUGAUUAUGACUAAGUUCAUAACAUCAGCUGACUUGACAGCCAGUUCAGGCUCUAUAAUCGGCUCAUGGGGUUCUGUUUAUAAAACAGAGAAACACUAAGCCAAGGAGUUUUAUCCCACUACUCCCAAUGUUUAGAUUUUGGAGGUCUAAGAUCUGCAUUUUCCAAUAAAAGGUGUAGAAAUGAGAAGGCACCAUGCCCCGCAGUUUCACUUGUGUUCCUUACUAAACAGCCAGCUCCUGUUUGUUCCCUAACACGCUGAGUGUGACCUCUUUACCAUAGCAACUGCCUGGCAACCCGUAGUGAGGGAAACUAUUCAACUCUAGCUGCUCAUUCAAUUCAAUGGGCUCCAAUGUGUUUUCCUCAGGUGUGGGAUUAUUGUUUUAAUAACCAUGAACCCUAUGAUCUAAGUCAUGUUUUUAGCCUUUAUGUGAUGAAGUUGGAAAGGAUUUAGGGCUGAUCAAGACAAUAAAGUAACAAAUAACUUUCAAAGAGUAAAAACCCAGAGUUUGAAUUUCAAUCUUCUAAGUAUUUUAUGAGCUUAGUAUAAAUUAGGAUUGUUGUGUCAGGUCCUUAUACGAUCUGAUAACUCCUUCAAUUCAAUGAAGCUUGAUCAUUCCCUGAGGGGACACAAAAAUUAUCAAACAAUGCUCUGUUUCUUUCUGUCCUGUCAGACAUCAGUCCAGAGGAGCGCGCCCAGAACGUGGGGCGUGUCCUGCGAAAGGAGGCGGAGGAUGUGGCGUCAGGGUGGGAGGGGCUUAACGAGGAGGCUGCUGAUUGGCAGAAGAGGCUGGAGCUGGCUCUGGAUAGGCUGUUGGAGCUUCACAAGGCCCAGGACCAGCUAGAGCUGAGGCUGAGCCAGGCUGAGAUGGUGAAGGAGGCCUGGGAACCUGUUGGAGACCUGCUCAUAGACUCACUACCUGAACACAUCCACAGGGUCAAGGUGAGAGAGAGAGAGAGAGAGAGACACACAUACUGUAGAUAAUAUAUACACACACACACACGCACCCAACCUUAACAGAUAGAGAGAGUCAAGGUGAGAUAGGAUAGACAUUUUUGUAUUCUUUAUUCUUCAUUUGGAUCCCCAUUAGCUGAUGCCUUAAAGGAAUACUUUGGGAUUUUGGCAAUGAGGCCCUUUAUCUACUUCCCCAGGAAGUUAGAGGUAGUUUCGCGAACCAAUGCUUACUAGCAUUAGCACAAUGACUGGAAGUCUAUGGGUAUCUGCUAGCAUGCAAGCAGAUACCCAUAGACUUCCAGUCAUUGCGCUAACGCCAGUUAGCAAUUGCGCUAGUGCUACUUAGCAACUUCCUUCAAACCGCACGCAGAGACGCAUCUGACUCUGGCAAAGUAGAUAAAGGGCCUCAUUGCCAAAAUCCCAAAGUAUCCCUUUAAUGACGGCUAGUCUUCCUGAGGUCAGAUGUACACAUCUCUCUCUAGCUGAUGCCUUAGUGACCUCUAGUCUUCCUGAGGUCAGAUGUACACAUCUCUCUCUAGCUGAUGCCUUAGUGACCGCUAGUCUUCCUGAGGUCAGAUGUACACAUCUCUCUCUAGCUGAUGCCUUAGUGACCUCUAGUCUUCCUGAGGUCAGAUGUACACAUCUCUCUCUAGCUGAUGCCUUAGUGACCGCUAGUCUUCCUGAGGUCAGAUGUACACAUCUCUCUCUAGCUGAUGCCUUAGUGACCUCUAGUCUUCCUGAGGUCAGAUGUACACAUCUCUCUCUAGCUGAUGCCUUAGUGACCGCUAGUCUUCCUGAGGUCAGAUGUACACAUCUCUCUCUAGCUGAUGCCUUAGUGACCGCUAGUCUUCCUGAGGUCAGAUGUACACAUCUCUCUCUAGCUGAUAAGGGGUACAGUGUGUGUUCUCUAGGUAGUGAAUGAAGGUACAGUAAUUGGUUCGUGGCUCCAUCUUCAAUGUGUGUGUGAGCGUGUUUGCCUGUGUGUGUAUGUGUGUGUUCUUCACUGCAGGCGUUCCAGGCGGAGAUAGCUCCUAUCAAAAACGAUGUGAGCCAUGUCAACAACCUGGCCUCUACCUUCGGCCCUCCGGACCUCGUCCUCUCACAACCCAACCUGGACAGACUGGAGGACCUCAACACACGCUGGAGGAUGCUACAGGUACACACACACACACACACACACACACACACACACACACACACACACACACACACACACACACACACACACACACACACACACACACACACACACACACACAAACAGACACACAAUUCUUUAUGAAGACACUGAUUGAGCACCCCUGACUGAGUUCCCAAGCUUCAUGCUUGAUAUUGAAUAAAUGUACUUUGUGACCUCAUUAAAAAUGUUACCUCCAGGAGCAUCUGUCCCAUCGUCAGGUUGUCCUGAGUCUAAUACAGAGCCAGAGGUCAGGUUGUCCUGAGUCUAAUACAGAGCCAGUGGUCAGGUUGUCCUGAGUCUAAUACAGAGCCAGUGGUCAGGUUGUCCUGAGUCUAAUACAGAGCCAGUGGUCAGGUUGUCCUGAGUCUAAUACAGAGCCAGUGAGGUCAGGUUGUCCUGAGUCUAAUACAGAGCCAGUGGUCAGGUUGUCCUGAGUCUAAUACAGAGCCAGUGGUCAGGUUGUCCUGAGUCUAAUACAGAGCCAGUGAGAUCAGGUUGUCCUGAGUCUAAUACAGAGCCAGUGAGGUCAGGUUGUCCUGAGUCUAAUACAGAGCCAGUGAGGUCAGGUUGUCCUGAGUCUAAUACAGAGCCAGAGGUCAGGUUGUCCUGAGUCUAAUACAGAGCCAGAGGUCAGGUUGUCCUGAGUCUAAUACAGAGCCAGUGGUCAGGUUGUCCUGAGUCUAAUACAGAGCCAGUGGUCAGGUUGUCCUGAGUCUAAUACAGAGCCAGAGGUCAGGUUGUCCUGAGUCUAAUACAGAGCCAGUGAGGUCAGGUUGUCCUGAGUCUAAUACAGAGCCAGUGAGGUCAGGUUGUCCUGAGUCUAAUACAGAGCCAGUGGUCAGGUUGUCUUGAGUCUAAUACAGAGCCAGCGGUCAGGUUGUCCUGAGUCUAAUACAGAGCCAGUGAGGUCAGGUUGUCCUGAGUCUAAUACAGAGCCAGUGAGGUCAGGUUGUCCUGAGUCUAAUACAGAGCCAGUGAGGUCAGGUUGUCCUGAGUCUAAUACAGAGCCAGUGGUCAGGUUGUCCUGAGUCUAAUACAGAGCCAGUGAGGUCAGGUUGUCCUGAGUCUAAUACAGAGCCAGAGGUCAGGUUGUCCUGAGUCUAAUACAGAGCCAGUGGUCAGGUUGUCCUGAGUCUAAUACAGAGCCAGUGGUCAGGUUGUCCUGAGUCUAAUACAGAGCCAGUGGUCAGGUUGUCCUGAGUCUAAUACAGAGCCAGUGAGGUCAGGUUGUCCUGAGUCUAAUACAGAGCCAGUGAGGUCAGGUUGUCCUGAGUCUAAUACAGAGCCAGUGAGGUCAGGUUGUCCUGAGUCUAAUACAGAGCCAGUGAGGUCAGGUUGUCCUGAGUCUAAUACAGAGCCAGUGGGUCAGGUUGUCCUGAGUCUAAUACAGAGCCAGUGAGGUCAGGUUGUCCUGAGUCUAAUACAGAGCCAGUGAGGUCAGGUUGUCCUGAGUCUAAUACAGAGCCAGUGGUCAGGUUGUCCUGAGUCUAAUACAGAGCCAGUGAGGUCAGGUUGUCCUGAGUCUAAUACAGAGCCAGUGAGGUCAGGUUGUCCUGAGUCUAAUACAGAGCCAGUGAGGUCAGGUUGUCCUGAGUCUAAUACAGAGCCAGAGGUCAGGUUGUCCUGAGUCUAAUACAGAGCCAGUGAGGUCAGGUUGUCCUGAGUCUAAUACAGAGCCAGUGAGGUCAGGUUGUCCUGAGUCUAAUACAGAGCCAGUGAGGUCAGGUUGUCCUGAGUCUAAUACAGAGCCAGUGAGGUCAGGUUGUCCUGAGUCUAAUACAGAGCCAGUGGUCAGGUUGUCCUGAGUCUAAUACAGAGCCAGUGAGUGUCAGGUUGUCCUGAGUCUAAUACAGAGCCAGUGAGGUCAGGUUGUCCUGAGUCUAAUACAGAGCCAGUGGUCAGGUUGUCCUGAGUCUAAUACAGAGCCAGUGAGGUCAGGUUGUCCUGAGUCUAUACAGAGCCCAGUGAGGUCAGGUUGUCCCUUGAGUUCCUAAUACAGAGCAGUGAGGUCAGGUGGUCCUGAGUCUAAUACAGAGGCCAGUGAGGUCAGGUUGUCCUGUGUGCUGUAUUGUUACCACACCCAAUAAGGAUCCUGACUGAUGCCCUUCCUCCCUCCAUGAGACCCCUCUCUCCCUGCCUCCCUCCCUGAGACCCCUCUCUCCCUGCCUCCCUCCCUGAGACCCCUCUCUCCCUGCCUCCCUCCCUGAGACCUCGUCUCCUGCCUCCUCCCUGAGACCCCUCUCCCCUGCCUCCCCCCUGAGACCCCUCUCUCCCUCCCUCCCUCCCUGAGACCCCUCCUCCCAUGCCCUCCCUCCCUGAGACCCCUCUCUCCCUGCCUCCCUCCCUGAGACCCCUCUCUCCCUCCCUCCCUCCCUGA
Coregonus sp. 'balchen' is the source of this 9638-nucleotide messenger RNA. Lineage: Eukaryota; Metazoa; Chordata; Actinopteri; Salmoniformes; Salmonidae. The record is from the annotation of a GenBank genome assembly.